Molecule: messenger RNA, 960 nt
Organism: Pseudozyma hubeiensis SY62
Lineage: Eukaryota; Fungi; Basidiomycota; Ustilaginomycetes; Ustilaginales; Ustilaginaceae
Exons: 1
Coding region: 1-960 (319 amino acids)
Source: RefSeq, a predicted model, not a curated record
AUGGAAGAGCUAGCCCACUAUUUGGCGCUGAUAAAAGGAUCGGCCAUUCCCUGUCUAAUUUCUCAGCUGAUACGUGAAGAGCCUCGAAUCGUUCCAAGGAUGGUGUCUUUUCGAUAUAUUCCUUACACGAUGACCAUCUUCGGCCUCAUCGCUGCGAUACUGACGUGCAUGGUGACACAGGCGUUUGAGGGGGACGUCCAUUCCGGUCCGGGUAAUUCUGACCUUGCCGGAUCCCACGAUGCCUCGCAGCUUUCCGACUUUUCUUUUCCUACGAUGAACGAUCCACAUCUCCCUUCGAUGGAGCAUUACAGCUGGAGUCUCCUCAUCCCAACCGCUCGCCAUCACUUGAUUGAUGGUCUUGCUUCGCCAUUCUUCGACCGUACAGAGACCUUUUCAGGAUCACCGGAUCCAACGCCAGAUAUUCCCUCUUCAUCGCGACUUGUUUCAUUGCUUCCCCCGGCGACAGUCACUCACAGCGAAGCGACGAGUGCAGUGCCCUCUUUGAAAGAAAUUCUCGUUCCAGUAAUGGAACAAUGGCACAUUCUGAGGAGUCUUGGAAAUCAGUUAGUCAAGCUUCGCAUCAACCCGGGUAAUCUUCGAAUGGCUCAACCGCUCGUAGAUGCUCGACCAUUCCACCUGCGCUUCCUCCAGCAACAGUUACAGCGUCAGCUGUACACAAAACACGCCGUAUAUAUUACCCCUGAUAUGACCCACACGGAGCGAGUCGUCGCAUUGCCCACAGAGAGCGAGAAAUUCAAGAAAGCGGUUGUCGAGCUGCAGCCUUCCGACCCCGAAAGAGUAUCAUGGGCCCUCGUAAGCGUCAAACCUCAUCCGCAUACGUCUGUAACAUGGCUAGGCUAUGCACUCUUGGAUGUUCCCAGCAGAGACAUCCUUAACAGGUCUCUCGAAGAAGGAAGGCGAAUCAAGACGCUGGCGGAGCAUCUGAAGCUUCCCUCCUAA